This is a messenger RNA of Fraxinus pennsylvanica, 1365 nucleotides long. Lineage: Eukaryota; Viridiplantae; Streptophyta; Magnoliopsida; Lamiales; Oleaceae. The record is from the annotation of a GenBank genome assembly.
AUGGAAAUCCUCCCAUCUCAGAGGAAAUCCUCAUUUACAUCCGCCUCCGCUGCUGUUCAGACAAUCCCACUUUACCGCUCGGCACCGGACCUCGAAGUCCAACUCGAAGAAUUUGAACUUUACGCCAUUCAACGUCUCCGAGUUCUUAAAGGUAUUUCAGAUGGAUUAUCCCGGGGAAAGAAACCCGACGAAUUGGAGAAAUUGGUAGAUGAUUUAUGGAAGGCAAAUAUGAUGCAUCCUAAAGCAUCGGAGGUUGUCAACAAGGAUAUCAUUUCCCAUUUUGUUCUGCGCCUUGUUUAUUGCAGAGAAGAGGAAUUAAGCAAAUGGUUUCUUUCGAUGGAGACUACCUUGUUUUGCUGUCGCUUUCAACAUCAAAGUGCUGAAGCCAAGAGGGCAUUGUUGGAAAAGUUUGACCUGCCAUGCAAAGCCGUAAGCAUUGCUGAAUAUGAGAGUUUGAAGGAUAAAUUGAACCAAGUAGCACGCUCCGUUGGGGUUCCACCCAGUGCUGACACCAAAUUCUACAAGGUUCCAUUUGAGGAAGUUCCCGACCUUGUGGCGAAGCGUAAAGUACUUGUACAGAAGGGAAAUGCGUAUUUUGCAAUGAACCAGGUGAUUUCCCUUCUUAUGACACAAUACCGCAGCCAUCUUUCAAAGGCACUUGCGUUGACAAAAAGAAAAUGGAUCUCCAUGAUCAGAGAACAAGAAAAGGACAGACUAACUCCUAUUGUUGAAGCUCUAUCCACAAGUUAUUUAGGUCCUGAUUACAGCCAGCCAAAAGAAUAUGCAGAACUAUCAAUAAAGGACAUUGAUCAAGUUGCUAAAAGGUCAUUCCCACUCUGCAUGCGUCAUUUGUUUGACAAGCUCAGAGAGGAUCAUCAUUUGAAGCAUGGAGGUCGUAUGCAACUGGGUUUAUUUCUCAAGGGUGUUGGACUGAAGUUAGAUGAUGCCCUUGCUUUUUGGAAAGUGGAGUUCUCCCGAAAGGUUGGUGCCGACAGAUUUGACAAAGAAUAUGCAUAUAGCAUACGCCACAAUUAUGGAAAAGAAGGGAAGAGGACAGAUUACACUCCCUAUUCAUGUCAAAAGAUUAUAAGUUCAACCCCGGGUGUUGGAGAUCAUCAUGGAUGUCCUUAUCGUCAUUUCAGUGAGGAGAAUUUGAGAGAAGCUCUUGCUAAGAUGGGAGUGGGUGGUCGUGCUGUGGAAGAGAUCAUUGAUAAAAAGCGAAACAGACAUUUUCAGUUAGCAUGCACCUUGACUUUUGAAGCUGUUCAUGGGGCAUCAUGUGAUGCUGGGAUUAACCAUCCAAACCAGUACUACAUUGACAGCAAAAGGAUCUUGGAAUCAAAGAACAAUUCCAAGAGUACAUAA